AUGAGCCAAGACAACGACGGUGAAGCUGCCGGCGUCGUCGUCAACAGCCAUGGUGAUCAUGAACACGACAAUGGCACGAUCAGAAGCAGGGCCGAUGCCGACACGGAGGAAGACGAAGAGCGUGGUGGUGGCCAGGAGUCUUUCUUCCAGUGCCUCGACGGCCAGGAGCAGCCCUCCGGCAUGGACGACGCAAGGGUCGAGUUUCCCUCCGACGACGAGGACGGCGGCGGCGACGGUGACGACGCCCGCUUCUCCUUCGCCACCGCCGUUGGCGACGGUGACCGCCUCCUCGAGGAGCAGUCUGAGCUGGACCUGGACGGGGAGGAAGAGGAGGACACGUCCAGGUAUGACUACGGCACGUGGAUGGCGGCCGAGCCCAUGUCCAUCCAGGAGCGCCGCCGCCGGCUGCUCCAGGGGAUGGGGCUCACCAGCAGCAGGGACCUCCUCCGCAGCCGCAACGCGAGGGCGGCGCGGCUCCCGCCGGACAUCCCCCGCUCCGCGCCGCGGCGGCCGCACCUGCCACCUUCCGCAGCCGCGGACGACGCGCCGAGCACGGCGAGCCCUGCGCCGACGGCGGUGGGCCCUCCACGCCAACCCAGCGGCUCUGCCCUUUCCCGGUCCCGGUCCGACAGCCGCCUCGCCGUCCGUGGCGGCGGCGCGAGGAAGCCGCCGCCAUCGCUCCGCCGCGUGUGCUCGCUGCCGCACUCCCUGCACUCCCCGUCUGUGAGCAGGGCUCUCCGUGCCGCCGCCCGGCGUCCAUUGCCAUUAGCGGCGUCGUCGAAGGACGAAGGGAUCGGCGAUGCCGGUGACAAGAGCGGCGGCGUCCCGACCAAGGGCCAGGACAGCGGCAAGGAGUUCACGGCAAACGGCAAGCUCAACGGCGCCGCCCAGCGCAGUGUUCCGCUGAGCAUGGACGAGUUCGAGCGGUUCGUCGGCUCCACGCCGUUCGUGAAGCAGUUCAUCCGCCGGAGCCGGAGCCAGCCUGUGCCGGCCGGGGCGGCCAACAAGGGCGGCGAGAAGCCGGUGGCCGAGAAGAAGAGAACGCGCUGGCUCAAGAACAUCAAGCUCGUCGCCUCAGCCGCCGGGCUCAGCAGGAACGAGAAGGACAAGGACGGUGACCAGGGCGGUGGCAGGUCGGCGAGGACGAUGCCACCGGCGGCGGCGGCCAUGUCCAAGUCGGCGUCGGUCCACGCCGCCGUGUCGAUGUCGCCGGCGACCACGGGGCCCGAGCGGCUCAAGGUGCACCACUACGGCAAGUCCAGCAAGGAGCUCACCGGGCUGUACAUGCGGCAGGAGGUGCGCGCGCACGAGGGCUCGAUUUGGAGCAUCAAGUUCAGCCCCGACGGCCGGUUCCUCGCCAGCGGCGGCGAGGACCACGUCGUGCGCGUCUGGGAGGUCGUGGACGUGCACGCUGACGCCUCCACGGACCCCACGUCGGCGCGGGAGCUCUCGGCAGCGUCCCUGCCCCUGCACCCGCCGCCGCAGGCCUCCACGGACGCCGGCGGCAGGCCAGCGGCGGCGCCGGGGCUGGCGGCGCAGCUGUCGAGGAGGAUGCGGAGGGGGAGGAGCGGCAAGGACGUGCUCCUGGAGCACGUCGUCGUGCCGGAGUCCGCGUUCGCGCUCGCCGAGCGGCCGGCGUGCGCCUUCGAGGGUCACCAAGACGACGUACUCGACCUCUCGUGGUCCAAGUCCCAGCAGCUGCUGUCGUCGUCCAUGGACAAGACGGUGCGGCUCUGGGACAUGGACACCAAGACGUGCCUCAAGAUGUUCCCGCACAACGACUACGGUGAGUUAAGAGAUCCUUUUACGUGCGUCCAGUUCAACCCGGUGGACGACGGCUACUUCAUCAGCGGCUCGCUGGACUGCAAGGUGCGCAUCUGGAGCGUGCCGGACCGGCAGGUCGUCGACUGGAGCGACGUCAGCGACAUGGUCACCGCGGCGUGCUACACCCCGGACGGUCAGGCACAAAUCGACAUGAGCAUAUCGAAGAAGCGCCGGUCGCAGGCCAAAAAGAUCACUGGAUUCCAGUUCGCGCCGGGGAACCCGUCGGAGAUACUGGUGACUUCGGCGGACUCGCAGAUCCGGGUGUUCAACGGCAUCACCGUGCUCCAGAAGUUCAAAGGGUUCAAGAACACCAGCAGCCAGAUCUCGGCGUCCUACACCGCCGACGGCCGCUACGUGGUGUGCGCCAGCGAGGACUCCAACGUCUACGUGUGGCGCCGCGUCCCCGUCGGCAGCGGCGGCGGCGGCGGCGGAGGAGGCGGCGGCGGCGCGGGGGGCGGCAUCGGCGUCAGGGCCAAGACGUGGCUCACCAGCCGGUCCUACGAGUACUUCUUCUGCAGGGACGUGUCCGUGGCCGUGCCGUGGCCAGGGUCGCCGUCGUUCCGGUGCGACGCGCAGGAGCCGCCGUCCUCCCGGAGCGGCGGCACGCCCAAGAAGCAGAGCUCUGCGCGCGGCGCCGGCGACGACGACGACGCCGGCGGCGUCAGCGACGUGCAGCCGCGGCGGCACAAGUCCGGGCCGAUGGGGUACCCCGGGGGGCAGCAGCUGCAGCCGGAGCUGUCGCGCCGGCAGUCGUCGGCGCGGUGGCACGGCGGCGCGGAGGGCGGCAACGCGUGGGGGAUGGUGGUCGUGACGGCGAGCCGUGGCGGGGAGAUCAGGGUGUACCAGAACUUCGGCCUGCCCCUCGGCAACCUCUUCCACUAG
This is a messenger RNA of Setaria italica (foxtail millet), 2706 nucleotides long. Its product is annotated as WD repeat-containing protein 44-like. Gene Ontology annotation, molecular function: protein binding. The record is from RefSeq and is a predicted model, not a curated record. The transcript is spliced from 6 exons. Bases 1 to 2706 code for a protein of 901 amino acids. Lineage: Eukaryota; Viridiplantae; Streptophyta; Magnoliopsida; Poales; Poaceae.